AUGCGAUUGGACUUCUCCAACCUUGCUGUCACAGCAAGCUUGCUUGCAUCUGCCACAAACUUGGUCGCCCAGGACAUACCCGUCGACCUGCCCGUGUCGACACUAUUAACAUCAGCGCAAUCGCAUCUCGCCAGGGGUGAAACCAGCGAGGCUCUUGCCUACUACGAUGCUGCCAUCGCCAAAGACCCAUCGAAUUACAUCACUCUAUUCAAGCGUGCCACCACCUAUCUCUCACUUGGCCGCUCUAACCAAGCCAGUGAGGACUUUGGCAGGGUCUUGGAGCUCAAGCCAGGAUUCGAAGGCGCGCAUAUCCAACUAGCCAAAAUAAAGGCCAAGGUUGCCGACUGGGAAGGCGCCCGAUCAGAAUACAUGGCAGCAAAGAGAAAUGAUGAAUCAACGGAGCUUGUCGAAUUGGCAGAGGCCCAGGGGGCCGCAGACCUGGCAGAGGCGGCGGAGCGGGAUAAGAAUUGGGAAGAAUGUAUCAGUCAUGCCGGCGUAGCUAUCCUCGUUGCCUCCAGAGCCCCAUCUCUACGUGAGCGGCGUUCACGAUGCAGGUUUCAGCGUGGGGAAAUUGAAGAAGGCAUGGGUGAUCUGCAUCACGUCCUCCAGCUCCGGCCAGGCAACACUGAUCCGCACAUUCUCAUAUCUGCAACAACUGUCUAUGCACUCGCGGAUUUUGACAACGCCAUUGCACAAGCCAAGAAAUGCCUGCACUCUGAUCCUGACUCCAAAAUUUGCCAAACGUUACAUAGGCAAGAGAGACGUCUUCAAAAAGCAUUUCAAAAGGUCGAGAGCCAGCUCAAUCGAGGCCAGAAUACUUUAGCCGGGCGGUCUUUAGUAGGGUCUGCAGACGAACCAGGCCUGCUUCCAAGCAUCCGUGAGCAAAUAGACAAUCUCCGACGAGAUGGUUGGAUUCCAAUGCAAGCCAGGACAAAAUUAUAUGACAGGGUGGUCGAAAUGCUUUGUCAGGCAUAUUCGGAGUCAAACCAUAAGGAUGCCUCUAAAUAUUGCGAGGAAGCAAUCGAGCUGGACCCCGAGUCAUUCUGGGGCCUCAUAUACAAGGGCAAGUCGCUCCUCAAGCGGGAAGAAUACGAUGCAGCUAUUCAGACACUCGAGAAAGCUGCCGAGAUACGACCGGACAAGAGUGAUAAGGUGCAUCCCAUCUUGCAAAAGGCGCAAAUUGCUCUAAAGCGAAGCAAGACGAAGGAUUAUUACAAGAUACUAGGUGUGGCAAAUGACGCUGAUGAAAGACAAAUUAAAGCAGCAUAUCGUAAAGCAUCUAAGCAGUAUCACCCAGACAAAGCUGAAAAGCAAGGUAUCACUAAGGAGGAAGCACAGAAGAAAAUGGGUUCUAUUAACGAGGCAUACGAGGUCCUCAUCAACCCCGAAUUACGUGCCCGAUUUGAUCAAGGGGAUGAUCCCAACUCACAGGAGAGAGGUAGUCCGUUCCAAGGAAGUCCAUUUGGUGGGGGGCACCCCUUCAUGUUUCAUCAACAAGAUGGGGGCGGUGCAAACUUCAAAUUCCACUUUCCUGGGGGAGGUGGUGGUCCAUUUGGGUUUUAA
Molecule: messenger RNA, 1563 nt
Organism: Metarhizium brunneum ARSEF 3297
Lineage: Eukaryota; Fungi; Ascomycota; Sordariomycetes; Hypocreales; Clavicipitaceae
Gene: DNAJC3
Product: DnaJ subfamily C member 3
Biological process (GO): protein folding in endoplasmic reticulum
Cellular component (GO): endoplasmic reticulum
Molecular function (GO): protein-folding chaperone binding; misfolded protein binding
Source: RefSeq, a predicted model, not a curated record